AUGGGGAGAUGGUUGGCUGGGCUCUGGGUCCAAAUUGGAUCCGGCGAGAUCAUCCACGGAGCCAAUGUUCAUGGCGAUGCUCAGCCAUUUGAUGGACCACAAGGCACUUUGGCUCAUGCUUUUCCUCCUUCUUCUGGAAUCGGUGGAGAUGCACAUUUCGAUGAUGAUGAGUUUUUCACCUUGCGCUCAUCAAGAGGUCAUGUCCUGUUCUUGGUGGCUGCACAUGAGUUUGGUCACUCUUUGGGUCUUUCUCAUACUAACGUUCCUGGCGCUCUGAUGUUCCCCACAUACAGCUUUACUGAUCCGGAUAGUUUCUCUCUGUCCAGUGAUGACAUCAGUGGGAUUCAGUCGCUCUAUAUGUAACCGGCCUCAAACAUGGAAGGAUGAGAGCUAGUAACUGUAGGAAAUGAUAAGAUACACACAGAUUAGAAUCUGCAGUGUUCUGGCGCUUUCUUUAAUGUCUUUUUCCUUUUUCUUACUUUUUUUUAACAAUAUUUCUU
Sinocyclocheilus grahami is the source of this 500-nucleotide messenger RNA. Its product is annotated as collagenase 3-like. Bases 1 to 363 code for a protein of 120 amino acids. Gene Ontology annotation, cellular component: extracellular matrix. Gene Ontology annotation, molecular function: metalloendopeptidase activity; zinc ion binding. The record is from RefSeq and is a predicted model, not a curated record. Lineage: Eukaryota; Metazoa; Chordata; Actinopteri; Cypriniformes; Cyprinidae. Gene Ontology annotation, biological process: collagen catabolic process; proteolysis; extracellular matrix organization. The transcript is spliced from 3 exons.